This is a messenger RNA of Strongyloides ratti, 1026 nucleotides long. RefSeq lists its product as hypothetical. Bases 1 to 1026 code for a protein of 341 amino acids. NCBI's taxonomy places the organism in Eukaryota, Metazoa, Nematoda, Chromadorea, Rhabditida, Strongyloididae. The record is from RefSeq and is a predicted model, not a curated record. The transcript has 3 exons.
AUGUUAUUAGAAAGAAUAAAUUCUCAGAAUAAUAAUGAAGAUGAUACUGAUAAUUAUAAUGAAGAUGAUAUGAACAUCAUGACAUUAAGUAAUGACGUUAAUAAAUAUUAUAAUUACUUAUAUAAGAAGAUGGUACAAAAUGGAGUAAAAACAAGCGAAAAAGAUAAAGAAAUACCUUUACAGGAUCAGUUAAUUGAUAUUCCGGUAAUUGAAAGUAAUAUUGAAGUUCCAGGACCAUUUGAAGCAUUACCUGGAAGAUCAUAUAAAAAUGACUAUGUACCAUUAUUUCCUUUGUCAUCUCAAUAUACAGGUGGUUUUGAUUAUGAUCCAUUAGAGGGUAGGCAUUUUGGAGGUGAUUUUGGUGUUUCAAUUCCUUCAUGGGGAAUAAUGAAUAUACAGGGACAUAUUGCUAAAAGAUGGCAAGAUACAACUGGAACAUUUGGUUAUUUAGCACAUCCAGUAAACAUGUUAGGUUUUGAUAAAAAAGAUUAUCUUAGAUUAAUAAAUAAUCCUUCAAUGCUUCAUAACCGGGAGAUACAACCAACAAUUGGUUUAGGAAAAAUUCCAAGAAAUUAUGUUCCACUAUCUUGCAAAGCACCAUUUUGUAAUCCAUACAAAUCUACAUUUGGUGUUGGGGUAGAUAUUGAUGGUGGUGGUAUAGAUGGUAUCAAUGGAGAUUUUCAAAUUGAUGUACCUGUAAGUAAAAAUGUAGCAUUUCAAUUACCUAUAGGUGGAAAUAUAUAUUAUGAUCUUGAAAAUGUUACUGUUACCUAUGGACAACAUAUCUCUCCAAUUGAUCCACAAAAAUCACUUUUUAUUGAUGAUAAUUUUCAUUCAAGGAUAAAACGUAAUAUAAAUUAUAACAUUUAUCCUGAAAUAUUUAAAAAAUUCUCCGUAAAAUACCUUGUUCCAGAAUUUAUUGAAAUUCCUCUAGUUUAUAAAUUAUAUCCUUAUAUGAAACCAAUUUACAUAUCAUCAAUUAAAAAAAGAAUUUCCUCUAUAUCAUCUCCAAAUUUAGUCAAAUAA